AUGUUUCCUAGCCCUGUGACAACCACCCCGUUCUCGGUGAAGGAUAUUCUGAACCUGGAGCAGCAGCAGCAGAGCGGCCUGGGCUCCAUGGAGCUGGCGUCGCUGGCCUCGCCGAGCUGCAUGCUGGCCACCUUCAAGCAGGAGGCGUUCGGUGCCGAGCCCCCCGCCCUGCCCGACCUGCGGGAGGAGCUGCCCGAGCCUCCCCCCAGCAAAAGCACGGCCGCCUUCCCCGGCUCCUACUACGUGAAAAGCUACGUGGAGAUGGACUCGGCCAAGGAGGCCAAGGCGGAUAAGAAAGAGCUGUGCUCCCUACACAAGAGCCUGGAGCAGGAGAAAAGAGACCUGGAAGAUCCCGAGCGCCCCAGACAGCGGAAAAGGAGGAAACCUCGCGUCCUCUUUUCUCAAGCCCAAGUGUACGAACUGGAGAGAAGGUUCAAGCAGCAGAAAUACCUCUCGGCCCCCGAGAGGGACCAUCUAGCGAACGUCCUAAAGCUCACCUCCACGCAGGUGAAAAUUUGGUUCCAGAAUCGAAGGUACAAAUGCAAAAGGCAGAGGCAGGACCAGACGCUGGAAAUGGUGGGGAUCCCUCCCCCGCGGCGGAUCGCGGUGCCGGUGCUGGUGCGCGAUGGGAAGCCCUGCCUGGGGGAAUCUUCCCCUUACAGCUCGCCCUACAAUGUCAGCAUUAACCCCUACAGCUACAACGCCUACCCCGCGUACACCAACUACAACAACGCCUGCAACGCCAACUACAACUGCAACUACCCCUCCAUGCAGCCCAUGCAGCCCUCGGCGCCCGCCAACAACUUCAUGAACUUCAGCGUGGGGGACUUGAAUUCGGUGCAAACGCCCAUCCCGCAGGGCAACGCGGGCAUCUCCACCUUGCACGGCAUCCGAGCCUGGUAG
Messenger RNA from Sturnus vulgaris (Common starling), 903 nucleotides. RefSeq names its product NK2 homeobox 5 (gene NKX2-5). Gene Ontology annotation, biological process: cell differentiation; regulation of transcription by RNA polymerase II. The record is from RefSeq and is a predicted model, not a curated record. Lineage: Eukaryota; Metazoa; Chordata; Aves; Passeriformes; Sturnidae. Gene Ontology annotation, molecular function: DNA-binding transcription factor activity, RNA polymerase II-specific; RNA polymerase II cis-regulatory region sequence-specific DNA binding. Gene Ontology annotation, cellular component: nucleus.